This is a messenger RNA of Vigna unguiculata (cowpea), 1161 nucleotides long. RefSeq lists its product as uncharacterized. NCBI's taxonomy places the organism in Eukaryota, Viridiplantae, Streptophyta, Magnoliopsida, Fabales, Fabaceae. The record is from RefSeq and is a predicted model, not a curated record. Gene Ontology annotation, molecular function: zinc ion binding; nucleic acid binding.
AUGGCUAGUGGAGGUUUGAUCCCGGGAAGCUUACUCGUAUUUAAUGGAAAGGGCUAUGAUGAUUGGUGUGUAAAGAUGGACGUUAUUCUUGGAUUUCAAGAAAUUGAUGAGGUUGUGAAAGUGGGUUUCAAAGAACCACCCAAGAAUGCUGAUGAAGAAGUCAAGAAAACAUACAAAGAGAUGAAGAAGUUGGACUGCAAGGCUCGUGUAUUGCUGCAUCAAUGUGUUGUUGCCCCUAUCUUUCAGAAAAUCUCAAAAGUUGUUACAACAAAAGAGGUUUGGGAGAUCUUACAAAAUGGGUAUGGAAAUUCUGGGAAAAUGAAGAAGGUGAAACUGCAAUCCUUGAGAAGGCAAUAUGAACUUCUCUCUAUGACAGAAAAGGAGACUGUGGCAGAGUAUUUUGACAGAUUGCAGGUGAUCACCAAUGCCAUGAGAGCGUGUGAUGAGAACAUAGAAGACAACAGAAUUGUAGAAAAAGUUUUGAGGACUUUAACUCCACGGUUUGACCACGUUGUGGUGGCCAUAGAAGAGUCAAGGGAUAUUGAUGUUAUGACAAUAAAAGAACUGCAAAACUCUCUAGAAGCACAUGAACAGAGAGUGAAUGAAAGGAAGAAUGGUGAGAAGGUGACUAAACAGGCUCUACAGGCCAAGGUGAGUUAUGGAGUUAGAGGCAGAGGUGGAAGUGGAUGGAGAGGCAGAGGUAGAGGAAGGUCUAGAGGCAGAUCUAGAGGCAGAAGUGGUGGCAGAAAUAGUGAAACAAAGACCCAAGAAAAAUCUAAGAACAAUGGGUCUAAAGGUAGAGGCGAAUAUCAAAACAGAGAAAGAGGAAAAGGUGGCAGGAGACCAUAUGAUAAAAGAAGAGUUCAGUGCUACAAUUGUGAAAAAUACGGACACUAUUCUUAUGAGUGUUGGCAGGAGGAUAGAUCAAAGAAGGGGCAAAAAGGAGAAGAAGCAAAUAUGGCACAAGAGGAAGGAAAUGGGUCUGAUUCAGACCAAGUACUACUGAUGGCGACAACAGGCAUUGAAGAGGAUAGCAUGUCUUGGUACUUGGAUAUAGGGUGCUCUAAUCAUAUGACUGGAAACAAGAAUUGGUUGAUUGAUCUUAAUCCAUGUAUGAGAAAUAGUGUUAAAUUUGCAAAUAAUAGCUCCAUUGUGGCAUAA